AAGCAACCUUCCUUUGCACCCUCGCAGCCAGUGCUAGGCUUCACUUCUAGCGCCAAUGUAUCAGUUUAGUCAGUUCAUCAAGCCCAGCUUUCCGCACACCUGCGGAUUAGAGCACGGAGCCCGUACACCCUCCGUCCGCGGGAAUCCCCCGAGCAGGUAUCACCGCUGAGGCCAGUCUACCCGCAUCUUCCGCACCCCUAUGCUACGACUUCAUAUAAGAAGCAAUGUUCCGAAACGGUCCCGUCGGUUGUGGAAGUGUGAUCCAGGGCCCGCAGCCCUGCCAACAUACCAUCCUUCCACCGGCUUUUGCUUCGUUGCAUAACAGGCAGUCAGGAUCUCGAGGCAAAUACCACAAGGGCAUAUGCUAGCACAGCUCGAUAUGUCACCAUCAGCUGCGACUUCGCUGGUCCUCUCGGGGUACGGCCAAUAUAGUCCAUAUACCCUGCCCAAUCACCACACCCAUAUAUAUGUAUGCUCCAGAGAGCGGAUGCUGUGUCGGAUCCAGGGUAGCAUUGCUACAUAAAUCUGCGCAAUGGUACUGUCAAACAUAUGACCGGAGCUCGUCAUUGUCCAUUCCUUCGUUGCCCCAGCCGUUUAACCCCCGUCUCUGCCUACCAGCCUCACACUUCAUGCUACUCUCGGUUUCCAAAGUCAUGUGUUGUCGCGACUGCUGUCCAUCGAGCGAAUACCGCAGAGGGAUUUCAGAAGAGAAGGAACGACCCGAUGUCGCUCAUGACCAAUGUUUUCUGCCUACUGGCCGUGAUGCGGAAAACACCACACCACCAUCAGCGCCCAUCACUAUCAAAACAUUGAAUAGCACAAGUGGCGUGGAAGCCCAGGAUAUCUCAGCCAGCACUCUCGAUCUACCGAGCUCCAUAUCCUCCGGCUCAAGCUCCGACACGCUUAGGAAUUCCAGGACCCAUUGUUGCGCUCCACAUAUAACGACGAGGCCCUGCUGUCCGCCUGCAAAAUCUUCGAAGCUAGGUGGAAUGCCGUGUUCCAAGCCUCAUCCCCAUUCCCAGGGAGAAUCUCACGAUACUGUGCGACGCUCCGGCCGUGGUUUCCAUAGCUCACACUCUUGGCUCUCGCGUACAGGUUGCUCUACGCCCACGUCGCUUGAUGAGUAUGGGCUAAAGGAAACAGAUGAGCAGACGGAAGACCUCGGAGAUAUCGAACGAGGACCACCGAACUUUGAACGCGUCAUUCUCACCAUCGAAGGCUUAAAAUGCGGAUGCUGCGAGAACGGAAUAUCGAGGGCGGUCAGCCAUGUCCCUGCGAUCACGAACCACCGAGUCAAUGUCGUCCUAGCGAAAGUUGAGUUCGAUUUGGACAUCAACCGCCUCUCGGUCAGAGAAGUGAUCAAGAAGCUAAGCGCAACGACUGGCUACGCCUUCGAAGAGUAUAUUCAGCCGGAGGGUCAGGUGCUUGAGCUGCUAGUCAAUGAUCCAACUGUAAUAUACCGAGCGGGCAGACCUCACGGGGUGACCAUACUGGAUUCGGAAUCGAAAUCGGUUUGGACUCAUCUGCGGAUAUUCAGUGGCCGUAACAGCGCAGUUCCACCAGAAGCCAGCGAACCCAGUCUGAAGGGUGCUAGGACAGACGAUGUCAACCCCAACACGACUGCGAACUCCUUCUACCAGCAUACCGUCCGGAUCCACUACGAUCCGAAGAAGGCCGGUGCACGCGAUGUCUUUGAAUAUUACCAACAAUCUACUCUUCGGGAAUUUCAGCUCGCUCCCCCCGCUUCACAUCCCAGCCUCACUGUUGGGUCUAAGCAGACGAAGCGUGCCUGCAUCGUCUUCCUUAUCACUCUGGCUUUCACUACACCGGUACUUGUCUUCGCCUGGGCUCCAGUCGACCACAAAGAGCUCAUAUAUGCACACGUGUCGUUGGCGCUCGCAUCCGCUGUGCAGAUCAUUGCAACAUGGGAGUUCGUCCCGGGUGCCUUGCGCGCACUAAUACACUCUCGGCUGUUCGAAAUGGACUUCCUGAUAGCACUGAGUACUACGACAGCGUACGUUUUCAGCGUAGUAUCCUACGUGUUCCAGCUGAAAAAGCAUCCCUUCGAAUCCGGUUCCUUCUUUGAGACGUCGACGCUACUAGUCACUUUAAUCCUUCUGGGCCGCGUAGUCAGCGAGUUUGCGCGUCUCAGAGCUGCCAAGUCGGUGUCUUUCCGCUCACUCCAAGUGGACGACGCUCUUCUUAUGGAGGGAAAAACAUUUAGUGAGCCGGUAAAGACGCGAAAGAUAGAUGCUCGACUUCUCCAGUACGGCGACUACUUCAAAGUACCGCCUCAUACGAAAAUAGUCACUGACGGCAAAGUAAAAUAUGGCGGUUCAACGGUGGAUGAAUCCAUGAUUACCGGCGAGUCUCUCCCUGUCGCAAAAGGCAUCGACUCAAACGUCUACGCGGGGACGAACAACGGAGGCGGUACACUCAUUGCCGCGCUGACAGCCCUACCACACGAGAACUCCGUCAGCAAAAUCGCUACAAUGGUGGAGAGUGCAGAGUUGACAAAGCCGAAGGCUCAAGCUCUGGCUGACCGUAUUGCUGGCUGGUUCGUUCCAGCAAUGGCAGCCAUCGGCACCGUGGUAUUUCUGACCUGGCUAUUCGUGGACCGCUACCACCACCGUCGAAGCUGGCCGAAGGCAGCCAUCAAAGCUUUUACCUACGCUAUUGCUACGCUCAUCGUCUCCUGUCCAUGCGCCAUCGGGCUCGCCGUACCGAUGGUUGUCCUUAUCGCAGGUGGAGUUUCUGCUCGAUUCAGCAUUAUCUUCAGGGAUCCGCAGAAGAUUGAAAUCGCGCGUAAUGUCACUGACAUUGUAUUCGAUAAGACGGGCACCCUGACAGCGGGAUUGCUCAAAGUUGAGGAAGUAGACUUCUAUGACGCAUCUCCGGUGCUGGUUAAAGCUAUGCUCCUUGGACUGCUAAAGGACGUCAAACACCCUGUGGCUGCCGCUGUCUUCAAUUGGAUACACGAGGAAGCCAUAUACCAUUCCUCGCCACAAAUUCAGCCCAUGGAUAUUACCGAUAUCAGCAGUAUUCCCGGAGAUGGUGUACGUGGUAUUUGCAAAGAAUCCAAGCUCGAAGUCCGUGCCGGUAAUCCCCGUUGGGUAGGAGUCAGUAUGUUAGAAUCCGAGCAUUCUCUUCUUUGCGUCACAGUUUCAGACAUUCUAUGCGCGACAUUCCGGCUCAAGGACCGCGUACGGUGCACAGCAAAACUAACUGUGGAACGCCUCCAAGCUCGUGGCAUUCAAGCCCACAUGAUUAGCGGUGACAGUCCGGGCGCCGUCAAGGAUAUUGCCCACUCUCUCAAUAUCCCGAAGGACAACACCGGCAGCAACGUCACGCCCGGAGGCAAACGAAAGUACGUCCAGGGUCUACAAGACAAAGGGAAAAUAGUCAUGUUUGUUGGUGAUGGAACAAAUGACUCCGUGGCACUCAAGCAAUCCGAUAUUGGUGUGCAUCUAAACCAUGGCUCGGACGUGGCGAAGAGCGCGGCGGAUGUUGUCUUGAUGACAGAGCAUCUGCACAAUAUCCUAAUCCUGCUCGACAUAUCCGGUGCUGCGUACCGCAGGAUCGUGCUCAACUUCUGCUGGUCGGCGCUGUACAAUAUCGUUGCGAUCCUUAUGGCCGCUGGCGCAUUCGUGAAGGUCAGGAUUGAGCCACAGUAUGCGGGGUUGGGAGAGCUGGUUAGUGUGCUGCCGGUUGUACUUAUUGCAUUUCAAAUGAGGUGGCGAAGCUAUGGUAGAGAGUAUAGGAAGAAGGAGUGGGAUAAUGUGGAGGUGGUGGACACCACUCAAGGCUAGUAGGCGUGGGCUACCAUUCCUGAAUCCUUGUCUAUUUGCAUACCCUUCCCACUUUAGCUCUAGGUACGGUUUAGCGGCGUCUGACUUCUGCUCUAGAUGCCAACCUGAGUGUAUAGAGAUUGAAUAAGAC
Molecule: messenger RNA, 3939 nt
Organism: Trematosphaeria pertusa
Lineage: Eukaryota; Fungi; Ascomycota; Dothideomycetes; Pleosporales; Trematosphaeriaceae
Product: heavy metal translocatin
Exons: 1
Coding region: 468-3809 (1113 amino acids)
Biological process (GO): monoatomic cation transport
Cellular component (GO): membrane
Molecular function (GO): ATPase-coupled monoatomic cation transmembrane transporter activity; metal ion binding; ATP hydrolysis activity
Source: RefSeq, a predicted model, not a curated record